UAUUAUUGCCAUUAUUGGAGUUUAGUCUUGUGCGUUGUGUAGUUGUAGUGAAAUUCAUUUAAAAAAUAUUUUGUUGUUACUGUAAUACGCACUAGCAGUAGAUCCACACCACGGAUAAUAUAAUAUAAUAUAAUUAUAAUUCAUUAUAUUAUCCGCGGGUCCACAGUAGGUUGCUUAUCUUAUCAGAUUAUAAGGAAAUCAGGAACUAAAAUUAUAAGAGGUUCUAAACAAUGGCCACCAGCAAAAACAGUAAAUUCAAAACGUAAGCAAUUAUCUGAACUUUGUUCAACCAAGUCAAUGUCAAAAGUAAAACAUAUUAUCCCUCCAAACUUUGUAGACAAUUUAUUUAAGCAAACAAGAUUUACAAAGAAAGAAAUUGUUGGAUUAUGCAAACUAUUUAAAAAACUCGUUGCUAUUUAUGGUGCUGAAUCAACGUCUUCGGUAGCGGCAAUGAGUUCAGUUGCUUUAAUAACGAUUCCAACGCAGGGCUUCGACCGGUUAAUGUUCAGAGAAUUCUUGCAAAAUGAAUUCGAAAUUACAACUGAGGAAAUCUUGACAGAUCGCAUAUUUUGUUUUUUUGAUCAACGAAAUGACGGCGUCAUACACGAAGACGAAUGGAUAACUGGGUUGUCGGUGUUGCUAAAAGGCACUCAAGACGAACGGAUUAAAUACACAUUCACUAUAUACGACCUAAAUAACGAUGGAUUUAUAACGAAAGAAGAGAUUUUUAGUCUGUUAAGGAACUGUUUGGUCAAACAUCCACAGGACGAGGAUCCAGAUGAAGGAGUACGCGAACUUGUUGACAUUGUAUUGCGAAAAAUGGAUUGUGACAACGAUACAAAACUUUCGUUUGAAGAUUUUUCUAAGUCUGUCUUCAAACAACCAUUAUUGCUUGAAGCUUUUGGACAAUGUUUACCAUCCAGAGAAAUUUCAGAGAACUUUUUAAAUUCUAUUCAUAGUGUGCAGUAAAUAUUUGAUAUGAUGGUUUCAACAAGUAACCAACAAGAACUAUUUAAUUAUUUAGAAAACUUGUUUAGCUGUACACUAUUAUUAUCAAAUAUUUUUUAUAUUAUAAUCAAAACAAUCUUAUUAGUUAUUAAUAGUUAACAUAGAUCAAGUUAUAUAAAAUUAUUAAAAUCUAUUCAAGUAGACGAUAAAACUGCAUCAUAUAAGAUAACGUACAUUUUUUUCCAAGUGAUCAAAAUAUGUUUUAUACAUUUUUAGUCUCAGCCUUUAAGGAAAAGAAAUAUGUUUUCCUAGAAAAAACUUUACAUAAAAACUAAGAGAUCAUAUUCCUAUU
This is a messenger RNA of Rhopalosiphum maidis (corn leaf aphid), 1300 nucleotides long. Its product is annotated as EF-hand calcium-binding domain-containing protein 1. NCBI's taxonomy places the organism in Eukaryota, Metazoa, Arthropoda, Insecta, Hemiptera, Aphididae. The transcript is spliced from 5 exons. The coding region runs from base 298 to 969 and encodes 223 amino acids. The record is from RefSeq and is a predicted model, not a curated record. Gene Ontology annotation, molecular function: calcium ion binding.